UCGGAGACGGGCUCGGAGCGCGGUGCAUCUCCACAUACCUCCGAUCAAUCCUCGCGAUACUCGUCGCAAACUCCGCAGAACAGCGCAGUGUAUCAACAAAUGGCUGCGCAACUCACAAACGGUCUGCAAUAUACGGCGCCGCCGCAGAUGCAGCAGCAGAAUGGCAUGUCGCUACUACAACACUCCUACCACCCUGCGACAGGCCAAGAGCCCUCAUAUCAAACCCAACAGCCGCAGCAGCAGCAAUCACAGCAACAAUCUACACAACUAGGAUUGCCCAAGGCUUUCUCAUGCAAUACUUGCCAGAAAGGAUUUGCACGGAGGAGUGAUCUCGCGCGCCAUGAACGGAUCCACAGCGGAGUACGUCCACAUGUUUGCGAACAUCCCAACUGCGGAAAACAAUUCAUUCAACGAUCCGCCCUCACGGUUCAUUCGCGCGUCCACACUGGUGAGAAACCGCAUAUGUGCGAGCGUUGUGGAAAGCCUUUCUCCGACUCUAGCUCUUUGGCACGCCACCGACGGAUACACUCGGGGAAACGUCCCUACAAAUGCCCCUAUGCUGAUUGCCAGAAGACAUUCACCCGACGGACUACACUCACGCGUCACCAAAACCACCACACGGGCACCAUUGAAGAAUCUGAAGCCGCCACUGCUGCCGCUCUUGCUUCGCGGGCGUCUUUGCCCCAACAACGAUCGAGAGGGUCAGACGAAGAGAACGACUUCUCCGCAGAUGGCAAGUCGCCUAUGCCUCCGCAGCACGAUCGUCCUUCCGCGUCGCCUGCCAACGGCAUGAAUGGAGCGCCGCAAUUGCAAAGGCAGGCGUCUGACUACUACUUGAAUGCCAUGAACGGCGGUAUGGCGUCCGUUCCUGCGCAUUUGCGGAACGACAUGCAACCUACACCACGAUCGCAGUCUCCUGCGCAAUACACCAUGCCCGUCAAUCCGCCGCAGUCGCGUCCGACUCUUGCCUCCAAUCCAUCCGCCAGCUACGCAUCUCGCCAAAUUCUCGAGCCGAAUGGAGCGAGCGUCCAGCAGCAAGGCACCAGUGGGACCAAUAGCCCACACAUGAACGGCAAUAUCGCAUGGCAGCCUUCCCAUCACGGUCUUCCUACCACGCAGACGACCGACUACACCUAUCCCGAUCACACAGGUUACAGCGUCGCCAACCCGAUGUACUAUCAGCAGGGCAGCGUUCAACGACCGCACAGCACUGGACCGAUCGAUCACUAUGGCCCAAUGCGUGGACAAGAAAUGUGGGCGCAGCAUCAG
This is a messenger RNA of Zymoseptoria tritici IPO323, 1269 nucleotides long. RefSeq lists its product as uncharacterized. Gene Ontology annotation, molecular function: DNA-binding transcription factor activity, RNA polymerase II-specific; RNA polymerase II cis-regulatory region sequence-specific DNA binding. The annotation marks the transcript as partial. Gene Ontology annotation, cellular component: PcG protein complex; transcription regulator complex. The transcript is spliced from 4 exons. Gene Ontology annotation, biological process: regulation of transcription by RNA polymerase II. Lineage: Eukaryota; Fungi; Ascomycota; Dothideomycetes; Mycosphaerellales; Mycosphaerellaceae. The record is from RefSeq and is a predicted model, not a curated record.